Messenger RNA from Bombina bombina (fire-bellied toad), 3839 nucleotides. It is a transcript of the gene SLC26A5, whose product is annotated as solute carrier family 26 member 5. Gene Ontology annotation, cellular component: membrane. The transcript has 19 exons. NCBI's taxonomy places the organism in Eukaryota, Metazoa, Chordata, Amphibia, Anura, Bombinatoridae. Bases 180 to 2441 code for a protein of 753 amino acids. Gene Ontology annotation, molecular function: chloride transmembrane transporter activity; secondary active sulfate transmembrane transporter activity; bicarbonate transmembrane transporter activity. Gene Ontology annotation, biological process: transmembrane transport. The record is from RefSeq and is a predicted model, not a curated record.
UCCUAUCAAUAGCCUCUCACAUUUCAAGGAGCUGAUAGUUCUCCAAGUCAAGACAGAUCAGCUUCUGUUAAAUUGUAACCAUAGUAAGGAAUUCAUUUCUACUCAGCUGCCAAUAAAGGAAGGACUAUCUCACAGACUAAAGUGACUUUUAUAUACUUCACAAAGACCUGAAAUGUGCUAUGGAAUUAAUUUCAGGGGAAGAUGAAUGUCUUUGCCAGAGACAAAAGUACUGCGUGGCGCGGCCUAUAUAUACCCAGGAAUAUCUACAGGACCAAUUGCACUUAAGGAAAAAAGAACCGCAGUCUGUGAUCCAUAAUAUAAAACAAUCCUGUCGAUGCACUACAAAAAAAGCUAAAUCACUACUGUACAGUUGUAUACCAAUCCUCAAAUGGCUCCCACGGUACCCAGUGAAGGAAUAUCUCUUAGGAGACUUUAUUUCAGGACUCAGCACCGGUGUAAUGCAGCUACCACAAGGUCUUGCCUAUGCUUUGCUGGCGUCCGUUCCCCCUGUCUAUGGACUGUAUUCAUCAUUUUACCCAGUUUUCCUCUACACAUUCUUUGGAACAUCAAGACACAUCUCAAUAGGUACGUUUGCAGUGAUAAGCCUUAUGAUCGGUGGGGUUGCAGUGAGAAUAGCGCCGGAUGAAAUGUUUGAUAUAGUUGGAACAAAUACCACCAACAGCACCGAUAUGUCCAAGUUUAUGGAGAGAGAUGCUAUGCGGGUGAAGGUAGCUGUGGCACUCACUUUACUGGCUGGGCUCAUUCAGCUUUGUUUAGGUAUUCUUCGCUUUGGCUUCGUUUCCAUCUACCUUACUGAGCCAUUGGUACGAGGAUUCACCACAGCUGCUGCGGUCCACGUCUUCAUAUCUCAGCUAAAAUAUCUCUUUGGGAUUAAAACGAAAAGAUUCAGCGGCCCCCUCUCAGUAAUAUAUAGUUUGGUUGCUGUGCUAUCCAAUAUAACAACAACUAAUAUUGCCUCCAUGAUUGUGGGUCUUGUCUGUAUCUUGAUGCUUUUGGGGGCAAAGGAAAUUAAUGAUCGAUUUAAGAAGAAAUUGCCAGUUCCCAUUCCUAUGGAGAUUAUAGUGGUAAUAAUUUCAACUGGAAUCUCAACUGGAUUAAACCUUUCAGGCACCUAUGGUGUAGAAAUUGUUGGACAUAUCCCUACUGGUUUUUGCCCUCCAGCUUUUCCGGACAUCAGUUUGUUCUCGAGAGUCUUUGUAGAUGCAGUGGCGAUAGCAGUUGUUGGCUUCUCCAUGACCAUUUCAAUGGCAAAGAUAUUUGCUUUUAAACAUGGCUAUGCAGUAAAUGGGAACCAGGAACUGAUUGCUUUGGGACUUUGCAACUCUAUAGGGUCUUUCUUUCAAACAUUUUCUGUGACUUGUUCCAUGUCUCGUAGUCUUGUUCAGGAGAGCACAGGAGGAAAUACACAGAUCGCAGGAUUGCUGUCUUCAUUUAUGGUGCUAUUAGUCAUAUUGGUCAUCGGAUACCUUUUUGAACAAUUACCGCAGACGGUAUUAGCGGCCAUAGUGAUGGUGAAUUUGAAAGGAAUGUUUAAGCAGUUUGCAGAUAUUCCACAUUUAUGGAGAACUAGCAGACUAGAGCUGGCCAUCUGGGUGGUCUCCUUCUUGGCUUCCGUUUCCCUAGGAUUAGACUACGGUCUGCUUGUUGCAAUUGCAUUUGCCAUUCUAACUGUAAUCUACCGCACACAAAGUCCACAGUACAGAAUCCUUGGUCAAGUACCAAACACAGACAUAUAUUGUGACAUAGAAGAAUAUGAAGAGGUAAAAGAAAACCCUGGUAUAAAAAUAUUUCAAGCCAAUACGUCUAUUUAUUUUGCCAACAGCGAGAUGUAUGUCAGCGCUUUGAGAAAAAAGACUGGAAUUGAUCCGGGUGCGAUUCUAAUUGCCAAGAAAAAGGCCCAAAAAAGACACGCCAGAGAAAUGAAGAAAGCAAAUAAAACGGAGAAAAGAGCAGUAUUAAAGCUGACCAAUGAUGUGGAGAUGGCUGCAAAACAUGAAGUAAUGAACGAUGACCCAAUUGUGGACUUGGCAGUCAAUGGAAAAAAUGGCUCUGCAGACAGAACCUUGCAGGAUUCUCCUUCUGAGGAGCUGGAACACUUCAUGAUGCCAAUCAUAAAUGUUCAUUCUAUUAUACUGGAUUUAACUCCUGUCAACUUCAUAGACUCUGUUGGAGUCAAAACACUAAAAUCUGUAAUCAAGGAGUAUAAAGAGGUCGGUGUGGAAAUCCUCCUGUCAGGCUGUAAUGGUAUUGUUAUGAAAGAUCUAACCAAGUUGAAUUUCUUUGAGAAAAACAUCAAAAGAGACAUAAUAUUUCACAGUAUCCAUGAUGCGAUAAUCCACUGCAAGUUUAAAGCGUCCUCGUUGGCACUCGCUUCUUCAGAAGAACAGAUUCUCAGCUCCGAUACGCAGAGCCAAAUUUGAAUUAUUUUUACAUAUAUGAAAAUGCAAUAUUAUUGCCGAUGUUCCUAAUACAUAAACACAUUUUCCUAAUCAGGUUGAGGGCAAAAAUGCUGUUACUUUUUCAUAAUGAAGAGGAAAAUGUAAGUGUUAUAGGAAUUUUUAAUGCUGGGCAUUUUGUUGUCUUAUUCAGAUUGCUGAAUAAGCAAAUACAUGAGAUUUUAUUUAUCAUGGCAAAACUGAUGCCAAUGUUGGUAGCAAAUAAAAAAAUUGCUGAUAGAUACAAAAAUAUUUAUAGUAUAGUUAUGAAUCCCCGGAUAUGGUAUUCUUUGCUUUAUAGUGGGUUUUUGGGAAGGGAAGAUUAAAUAAUAUGUUACAAGUUGUUAAAGACACCUACCUCCUGCACCACACCGGUGAGGGACUUCUGCUGCUUUAUACAAUAUUAGUAGAAAUAUUUACAGAUGAUUUUAGAAUGUGCCCAAAUGUUUGUAAACAUAAAGCGGAAAAUGCUUUAUGUCAAAAAUGUCAUACAUAUUGGUAUUGUAUGGAUUUUGGCAGUUACAAUAGCUGGGCUUUUAUUCACAUGAACAGAAUCAAAUUUAUUUUUAUAGUUCAGGCAGGUGGGGAAAAUAAACAGUGCAUCUGGUAACUGCAAAAUAUAUUUUAAAGGGACAUGACGUCAAAAUUAAAAUUUCAUAAUUUAGGUAGAGCGUACAAUAAAGAAAAAUCAUAGCAGUUUACUUUUGUUUUCACAUUUCCCUUAAUAUCCUUUGUUUAAAAUCUUACUUCUUUCCAUGAGGGCAUAUUAAAGUAGGAUAAUGAGCGUACACGUGACUUAUACACUAUAGGUAUAGUGUUACAAGUACUCGUGACACGUCCACACUCCUGAGCAUCAUUAUGCUGUUAUGGAAAGGAUUUAUGAAUUAAUAACAAAGAAUAAAAGGCAAAUUUGAUGAUAUAAAUAAAUGCUAUGCUCCAAUUAAAUCACAAUGGAAGUUUAAUUUUGACGUUCAUGUCCGUUUAAACUGCAGCUACAUAUAAAGCAAGUAAUCUGAUCUCUCUAAUUAGAGGUAAAGGAAGGACAGAACAUUCAAGCUGUAAAAUGUUACAAAAACAGCCUUAAUGCCGUUCUACUGUGAUCCCUUAACUUUGUUUUUGUAUUGUUUUGUUGAAAAUGAAUGACGUGUGUGACUCUUACAUUCAUGUGAUGAUGUGGGGAGUAUAACAGAUUUUUACAUUUCAUGAGCUGUUUGUACAUUAUAGUCUGUUACACCUGCCAAGGAGUAAGAUUUAGAAGCACUUUUUGUGUAUCCCUCUAUGACUAAAGCUGUGCUUGACUGUGAUUUAGUCUUGUUAUUCUUGCGAACAAGAUGAAACAUUUUUUGGUACUAAGAAAAUAUUAAAAUCUCUAUUUCUUAAAAA